This is a messenger RNA of Nannospalax galili (Upper Galilee mountains blind mole rat), 524 nucleotides long. RefSeq names its product chromosome unknown C19orf81 homolog (gene CUNH19orf81). The record is from RefSeq and is a predicted model, not a curated record. The annotation marks the transcript as partial. Lineage: Eukaryota; Metazoa; Chordata; Mammalia; Rodentia; Spalacidae. The transcript has 4 exons.
GAUCGCUCCUUGUGGAUCUGGAGGCCACAGAGAAGGCAAUGGCUUGGACUCUGGGCAGGCCCACCAAGUCCUCGAAGCAGUACCUGCGGCAGGUCAUGGCAGAGUAUGAAGCGCUGGACCGUGAGCUCCCGUGCAUCCGGAAGUUCUCCUCUCCACCCUCUGCCCAGCCACUCUGCCUCUGCAUGGAGACCUCAGAGGAUUUCACACACCUGGAAGUGCUGGAGGCGCUGGAGGCUGAGCUGCCCGGGGCCAUGGACAGCGGGCGCGUGAGCAGCAUCCGCUUCGAGAACAUGAACGUCAUUUGCGGGACUGCGGGACGCAGGGACAGGUGGCUCGUCACCGUCACCGAUUUCCAGACGCGCUCGCGCCUGCUGCGCUCGGGGCUCAGGCCCCGCAGCCUCGCGCACCCACUAGUACGCCACGACGACCUGCUGCUGGGUGACUACCGCCUGCACCUGCGCCGCUCCGUGGUCCGACAGCGCAUGCUCGAGGCCCUGGGGGCGGAGCCUGCCGAGGAAGACUGA